AUGCCGGACGAGCGCGCCAGCUCCAGACCGAAUGCGACCACAGAGCAGGUCGAGCGGGUCGCUACUACUCCUGCUGAUGAAGAGACAUAUCUGCGUCACGACUCAUUCGCUCGUUCGCUCCUCCCGUUGAUACAACUGCGAGGGGCGCCCGCCGACAGUGCUAGCGCCACUGAUGGACAAAGGCCCGCUACGAGUCGUCUCCGACCGCUGCAAUGUAGGAUGCACUUGGCUACUAGAUCCUCCCUCGAAAUAUCUCGACUGAAACCGCAGUGUUUGCGACCAUCGUGUUCAUCGCUCGAUAGCUCUACAGGCUCUACGCGCACCCGUGGUCGAGACGGCUCCUCCGCUAGCGUCGCCGACUCAUGUCGUAGUCCCUCAACAUACCAGCCGUAGCGGAGCACUAGGAUCUACCAAACCUGCACGAUCCAUCUGGCGCGAACCAGAUCGCGAAGAAGGUUAGAUCAUGUUGUCUCAGUCAUCGCCUCCAGUGCCUGUCAUUCUAACCGGCCGAUUGUCUCAUUCCAGACCGUGUCGCCGUCGCAGCAGGGGCUCGAUCGGUGCCGCAGUCCAUCCCGGCAAAGGCCAGGCAGCUCAGACCACUUUCCCGAGCUGUCGUGCCCAAGCUUGAGUUGUCGCCCCGCCCCGCUUUAACCCCCCGACGAGUGAUGGGUGCCGCCGGGCGUUUCGAUUCUUCGUUCUCACGCGCUACACAACCAGAAUCGAAUGCACCUGCUGCUACCCGCGGCCAUGCGAGCCCGAUAUCUUCUCGAGCUGGCCUAUUUCAGUCAAAUGCUCUGACAGACCGAGCUGACUUGCGUCCCCACGCAAAGUCGAUGAUGCACGGGUCCCAUAUUCCCAUUUCUGGGAGGAUUCCAAGACCCCCCUCGCCCACGGUGAAUUGGGAUGGCGAAGGCCACGACGGAACACUUGAACAAUGGAGUCCCCGCAAGGCCAAGAGUCGAGCCUUGUAAGUAAGCGGUGUGGGGUGUGGCUCAAUAUUUCACCGCUAAGGGAUGUGCGCCAGCCUCGCUUGGACAACAGGAUGGGAUUUGCCGCGCGCGCCACGUUGCUAUUCUCAUCUACCCGCACGGCGAACGUUCUGUGGCAGCAUUCAAUUGCACACAAUCGUACUGGAGUGGGAUUGGCACAGAGCAUCAAAGAUGUUGCUCGGCCCUCAUUGUGCCUGGCGGUAUUGUCUGUGCUGCCCGACAACGAUCCACGGGAAAUGCCGAGUGCUCUAGCACGCCCGCCCACGACACCAGCGCGUAUCGGCGGAAAGAGAUCCGUCUUGCUCCACUGCCGUCUUUCAUCCACGCCCAUCCACGCGCAAUCAGAUCGAUACCAUGAUGCAACAUGCGACAUUCAGGAUGGUUUUGUCUUGCUCUCUGUACUCGACAGCCCCGCUAAUUCCACCUGUGUGGGUGAGAUUGUGCCACUACCGUCGGACUUGGUUGGACAACAAACUACUGCCACGGCAACAUCCAACGGAUUCGUUCCGACAGGUACCGCUGAUCUUUCACGCAUUCACGCGGGCUGUGACGUAUGGGUUUUUCACCCGUACCAUCGCGUCGAGAUUGUGAGGGUUGACUCACAUAGCGAUGUCAAGCGAAUCAACUUGAUAUGCACACGCUUUCUGGUGGCGACAUGA
Microbotryum saponariae is the source of this 1648-nucleotide messenger RNA. The record is from the annotation of a GenBank genome assembly. Lineage: Eukaryota; Fungi; Basidiomycota; Microbotryomycetes; Microbotryales; Microbotryaceae.